UGUGAAAUCAUUCGCGUGGAGGAGGCCUGCUCCGACUAAAGAUCCAAGUUUCCCUUUUGUCCUCAGCUCAGUCUUUGGUGAUAAGUCUUUAGAAGUGGUCACUCACUAUGGCCGUCGUCGAGGAUGUCCCAGAUGAGUCAGAAAUACCUCUCAAGCACCCAUCUGAAAUCCGAAAUCAAAGCGCUCGAGAACCUCUCGUAGAAUUAUCCUCAGGAUCCAAUCUCCGUCAACGCAGAGUUCAAGCAGGAGCUGACUCGGAGGAUGUAGAGCACGAUGAGGAAGAGCUCAAAGCUGUGGAUGCGAACGGAUCAGCAUUGAAGUCGAUCAUGACAGGAGGGGAAGAUGUGACGCCGGAAUGGUUCGAUAUUGGGAUCAUGACUGUUCCUUUUGUCUUCCUCUACUUGUUGCUGGAUAUUCUCGUUCAUUUGCAAUAUCAACAUCGUCCGACAGUGGAACACUUGACCAUGAACUUGAUCAAGGCAGUCCCAACGCUAGGCGUGAUAAUGUACUACACCACUAAGCAUUCCUCUCACUUUCUCACCAAUUCUCUUCUCAUGUCGGCUUCUGUCAUCUCCGGAUGCAGAUUGAUUUGGUUGGUCAACAUGGCUGGAUGGAGCUUGACGACGGAUCAGGCCCCGGCUAUGGGUACAAUAUGGAUUCUCACCAUUGUGCAAUUACCCCUCUCGCGAGCUCUGAUAGCUUUGGGGAUCGUGGCUGGCUGGACAAAAUACGCAGGAAUGAAAAUCUCACCAUGAGUGUCGUGAUGGUCAUGCAAAAGAGGUUCAGAU
This is a messenger RNA of Kockovaella imperatae, 788 nucleotides long. RefSeq lists its product as hypothetical. The transcript has 6 exons. The record is from RefSeq and is a predicted model, not a curated record. Lineage: Eukaryota; Fungi; Basidiomycota; Tremellomycetes; Tremellales; Cuniculitremaceae. The coding region runs from base 108 to 755 and encodes 215 amino acids.